Messenger RNA from Lutra lutra (Eurasian river otter), 505 nucleotides. Its product is annotated as nucleoside diphosphate kinase B-like. Gene Ontology annotation, biological process: UTP biosynthetic process; CTP biosynthetic process; GTP biosynthetic process. The record is from RefSeq and is a predicted model, not a curated record. Gene Ontology annotation, molecular function: nucleoside diphosphate kinase activity. The transcript has a single exon. The coding region runs from base 1 to 456 and encodes 151 amino acids. NCBI's taxonomy places the organism in Eukaryota, Metazoa, Chordata, Mammalia, Carnivora, Mustelidae.
AUGGCCGAUCUGGAGCGUAGGGUUAUUGCUAUCAAGUUGGACAGUGUACAGUGUGCCCUGGUGGGUGAGAUCAUCAGGCACUUGGAGCAGCAGGGGUUUCAUCUCAUGGCCAUGAAGCUCCUACAGGCCUCUGAGGAACUCCUGAAGCAGCACUCCACUGACCUGAAGGACCAUCCAUUCUUCCCAGGGCUGCUGAAGCCCAUGUCCUCCAGGCCAGUUGUGGUCAUGGUCUGGGUGGGACUGACUGUGGAGAAAACGAAGCAAGUGAUGCUUGGGGAGACCAACUCAGCAGAUUCUAAGCCAGGCACCAACCAGGACUUUUGGAUUCAAGUUGGCAAGAACAACAUUCAUAGCAGCAAUUCAAUAAAAAGUACAGAGAAAGAAAUCAGCCUGUGGUUUAAACCUGAAGAACUGGUUGACUACAAGUCUUGUGCUUUUGACUGUAUCUAUGAAUAAAAUGUGACCAAAGCAUCAGUCCCCUUUGUCACUACUUGACGUGUCCCUA